GGCAACUCGCAUGUUGUUUAAUUCCUUCAAAAUUUACAGAUUUCUUGGUAAGGCAGUGGCAGUUUAUACCACGAUUGAUUACAAGAUGUAUCUUUUACAGCUAAUUUAAAAAGAAGCUGGGUUUAUAUACCUAAUAAAGAGGUUUUUAUACAAAGUGGUUGAAACAAAACGAAGCAAGAACGUAACGAUGAGCAACAAAAGGGACAAGAGCCAUCCGCGCCUCCUGCCUCAGGUGUUGAGAGCAGUCGCGGAACUGAAAGAUAUAAACGGAUCUACGGCGAAAAAGAUCGUAUCUCGCGUUAACGAAUUGAUAAAACGUUGCAGAACGUCGGGUCCUAAGCCUAGAAACGUGACCAUGCAAGUUCGCAAAGCUCUGCACCACGGAAUAGAAAAUGGGCUUCUAAAGUAUAGAGGAGGUCGGUACAAGCUCGUAUUUGGAGGAAAAUCAAGGAAUACAAGAACGAUGGCUACAAGACGAACUGCUGCUGCUCCUGCUCCUCGUCGACGUCAGGCAAAUGCUUCGAAAGGUAGAACUCGGAAGAGAACUACCCGACCCAAAGCGGUCCAGAGGAAAAAGCGGAAACGCAGUAGCUCAAGUUCGAAAAGUUCAAGCAGUGAAGAUAAUACAACUAGCGGAGACGGUAACGAAACCACCGAUUCUGCUAGCAGCAUGACCGUCAGUGGAUCGUCUGCAUCUUCGAGUAUGAACACCAGUGACGCUAGAGAUUCGACUUCACAAUCAGUCGAAAGCUUUACGGUAGAAUCAAAGAAAGAUGAUAAAAACAAUAAGUCAUCCGGUAGGUGCAAAACUAAGAAAAACACGGUGGGAAUGCCAACUUCACUUUGGUGUCUAAUAAAGGAAAGAUGCGGACUGUCUACUCAACGUGGUGUGCGAACAAAAGAAACCACCACCAACAAAAAAACAGCCAAAAAACCUCUUCGUCGUAAUAAACAUAAGAAACAUAAAGCUCGUCCUCAACAGCAAACAUUGGAGAAUUCGCACAACAGCAACACCAAUGCCGCCGCAGCGGAGGUUCCAGAAGAGAGAAUAGCCCGCUGUGACAAUCCUAAUUGCCUUUGCAAUGUGGAUGUAUUUACUGAUGAUACCGUUUACGAUAGUACUAAACAUUCGCACGAUGUGCAGAACAUCUCGUAUAUUAAUUGACCCUCUAAACGACCACCGUCAUCGGUUGGUUGUUUAUACAUAUGUAAAUUUUUGCCUGUGGAGCGUGCCCGUCUUGAGAGUCGUUUUAUGUCAAUGUUUUCUAUUAUUUACCGAAUGGCUUUUACUCUUUUUACAAAUUAAAUUAUAUUAAAACAUU
Molecule: messenger RNA, 1322 nt
Organism: Agrilus planipennis (emerald ash borer)
Lineage: Eukaryota; Metazoa; Arthropoda; Insecta; Coleoptera; Buprestidae
Product: putative RNA exonuclease pqe-1
Exons: 5
Coding region: 188-1165 (325 amino acids)
Biological process (GO): nucleosome assembly
Cellular component (GO): nucleosome
Molecular function (GO): DNA binding
Source: RefSeq, a predicted model, not a curated record